Molecule: messenger RNA, 819 nt
Organism: Aspergillus mulundensis
Lineage: Eukaryota; Fungi; Ascomycota; Eurotiomycetes; Eurotiales; Aspergillaceae
Exons: 1
Coding region: 1-819 (272 amino acids)
Source: RefSeq, a predicted model, not a curated record
AUGGACGCCUACGCCUACCUAAUCCGCCACGGCUGGUCCGGCCCCGGAAACCCACUGAACCCGGACGGCGCAGGCGCGCGCUCUGGUCUCGGCCUCACAAAACCCCUUCUCGUCGCGCGACGAUCCGGAAACCAAGGUGUGGGGAAUAAGACGACGAAAGACCCGACGAAUCAGUGGUGGCUGCGAGGCUUCGAAGAUGCGCUGAAGGGCAUUGGCGCGCCGAAGGAGGACACGAUUAUCGGCAAGGGGAAUGCGUUGACGAGCGAGCUUUAUCGGCAUUUUGUUCGUGGGGAGCUUAUUCCUGGUACUUUGGGGAAGAAGCAGGAGGGGAAGGAAGAGAAAGGGGAUUCUAAGAAGAGGAAGAGGGGGGAUGGUGGGGGAGAGACGAAGGAGGAGAGGGGAAUAAGGAGGGAGGAGAAGAAGAGGAGAAAGGCUGAGAAGGAAGCGAGGAGGGAAGUGAGGAGGGUGAAGAAGGAGGCGAAGGCGAAGAGGGCUGCGGAGAAGGCCGAGAGGAAGGAGAGGAAGGCUAAGGAGAAGGAGGAGAAGAGGGCGAGGAAGGUUGAGAAGGCGAAGAUGAAGGACGAGAACUCUGAGGACAGUUAUCCUACGCCGGUAUCGAUGGAUUUGGACUCGACGGAUUCACAAGACGGGGCUUCGUCUUUGGACGCAGAGAAGCUGAAGAAGAAAGAGAGGAAGGAUAAGAAGGAAAAGGAAAGCAAGAAAGAUAAAGUCUCGAAAGAGAGCAAAAAGGACAAGAAGCGAGAGUCCUCGUCCGACGAGAGCUCGAAACGAAAGUCAAAAAAGGCCAAAACGACUUGA